Molecule: messenger RNA, 1599 nt
Organism: Zootoca vivipara (common lizard)
Lineage: Eukaryota; Metazoa; Chordata; Lepidosauria; Squamata; Lacertidae
Gene: HAPSTR1
Product: HUWE1 associated protein modifying stress responses
Source: RefSeq, a predicted model, not a curated record
UGUUCGGGUGACACCUUUUGGUGCGCUCGGGGCGGCGUCUCGGGCUCAGUGUAGUCGGAGGCGACGGAGGGGCCGGACGCUCCCCGGCCUUGUUGUCGUCGUCGUUGUUAUGGGGCCGCUAAUGGCGUCCCCGUCCCCGUCGAGAGGCGCCCACUUUAGGUAGCUGAGCGGCGGGGCACGACAGAAGCGGGAGAGGCAAGAUGGAGGAGAAGGCGGCCAAGGAGGAAGGUGACGCCGAGAUCCAAGAGCUGCACGGGCCCGAGCACUGGUUCAGCAAGUGGGAGCGGCAGUGCCUGGCGGAGGCCGAGCAGGACGACGGGGCGCUGCCGCCCGAGUUGCAGGACGACGACGAGGCCGCCGCCGCUGCUGCCGCCGCCGCCACCCCGCAGCCCGAGCACAAGCAGCAGAAGCUCUGGCACCUCUUCCAGAACUCGGCCACGGCCGUGGCGCAGCUCUACAAGGACCGUGUGUGUCAGCAGCCGGGCCUCUCCUUGUGGGUCCCAUUCCAGAAUGCAGCCACUGCUGUCACCAAUCUGUACAAAGAAAGCGUGGAUGCCCAUCAGCGGAGUUUCGAUGUAGGAAUCCAUAUUGGCUAUCAGCGUCGUAACAAGGAUGUGUUGGCUUGGGUUAAAAAGCGCAGAAGAACUAUUCGCAGAGAAGACUUAAUCAGCUUCCUGUGUGGGAAAGCGCCUCCUCCACGAAACUCUAGAGCUCCCCCAAGACUAACUGUAGUAUCCCCUAACCGAGCUACUUCGACAGAAACUAGCUCCUCUGUGGAGACGGACUUGCAGCCCUUCCGAGAAGCCAUAGCUCUCCAUGGUCUUAGUGGCGCAAUGGCUAGUAUAAGUGUUCGUUCGAGUACCCCGGGCUCACCCACUCAUGUGAGCAGCGGCUCCAACAGUAGUCGAAGGAGAAAUGGACUCCAUGACGUUGACUUGAACACUUUCAUAUCCGAAGAAAUGGCACUCCACUUGGACAAUGGUGGAACUAGAAAGCGUACCUCAGCCCAGUGUGGUGAUGGCAUUACGGACUCCCCAACCCAUAAACGCAAUCGUAUGAUCUAAAUGGCAAAACCUUUUGACCCCCACCUCUCCCUCUUCCUCAUUUCCCCCCUCCCCAUGCUGCUUUAAAGGCACUCGAUCCACAGUGUACCUACUGCUGGGGAAACAAACCUGAGGCGCUCUCCUCCCAAGUCACACAGAUUCAAUAAUUGCCAUAAAGGAAAGCUUAUGUACUGACAGUAGAUUCUUCUCUUGUAACUACAGCUUUCUUCAAAUUUAGAUUUCUUUAGCAGAGGACUUCCAAUGUUGUGUAGUAGCUAGCAAGCUCAUCGCAGGCAGAACAUGCAUCCGUUCCAAGGCUAAAAAGUGACCUUACUUGUACUCUUAAAGGGAAAAAAGGAAAUAUCAGACAUUUAUUUGGUUAUAGAAAUGCUUUUCUGUCCUUUUUUUUCUUGCUGUGUUUAAAUACUUGCUUCAACAGUACUGCCAUUUUGACAACAGUGUCAAAAACAUGACUUGGCAUGUAAGACCUGCAGGCUUCUUUUUUGAAUAUAUAUAUACAUAUAUAUAUAAAUAUAUAAAUAUUUUCUUCUUAAAA